CGCCCCGCCAUUUUGUUGGUAGUUUGUAUUUAGGGUCGGGCAGGAGCAGAGCUUCUCUCUGUGUAACUGGAGGCGGUGUUCGGGAAGAGCGGUUGAGGGAAUCGAGAAAGAGGAAAACGAAAGCAUAACGCUAGACGGGGAGAGGAGACGAGAAAGAAAUAAGACGUCAAGCUGUCCGCUUUGCAGAAUCGCCGGUAGUUAGUAUUUCACACGAGUAACUGACAAGAUGUCCACUCCCGAAGUUCCCGAAUACUCUCCCUUCUUUGCGGUAAUGGGCGCCUCAGCUGCAAUGGUUUUCAGUGCUCUAGGAGCUGCUUAUGGCACUGCUAAGAGUGGAACAGGAAUUGCUGCCAUGUCUGUUAUGAGACCUGAGCUGAUCAUGAAAUCCAUUAUUCCUGUUGUGAUGGCAGGUAUAAUUGCUAUCUAUGGACUGGUGGUGGCAGUAUUAAUUGCCAAUUCACUGACAGAAGAAAUAACAUUAUUCAAGAGCUUCCUUCAGCUGGGUGCUGGUUUGAGCGUGGGUCUGAGUGGUCUUGCUGCUGGCUUUGCGAUUGGCAUUGUAGGUGAUGCUGGUGUACGAGGAACUGCACAGCAGCCAAGGUUAUUUGUCGGGAUGAUCCUAAUCCUCAUUUUUGCUGAAGUGUUGGGUCUUUAUGGCCUGAUUGUUGCUCUGAUCCUUUCCACAAAAUAAAACCUGCAAUUAAAGCGCA
Molecule: messenger RNA, 710 nt
Organism: Rhincodon typus (whale shark)
Lineage: Eukaryota; Metazoa; Chordata; Chondrichthyes; Orectolobiformes; Rhincodontidae
Gene: atp6v0cb
Product: ATPase H+ transporting V0 subunit cb
Exons: 3
Coding region: 227-691 (154 amino acids)
Biological process (GO): proton transmembrane transport
Cellular component (GO): proton-transporting V-type ATPase, V0 domain
Molecular function (GO): proton-transporting ATPase activity, rotational mechanism
Source: RefSeq, a predicted model, not a curated record